CUAGAUCACAAAUACACUUUUAGUCUCAUUGUGUCAUUGCAAAACCAAUCUUACCUAGCCAAUGGCUUUAAAAGGACAAGAAGUCAUGAGUAUAGCCCUAGUCCUCAUGGUUAUGGUCUGGGGUGGUGCCCAUGCUCAAUCGAGCACUUGCACCAACACACUCAUGGGCUUGGCUUCAUGCCUAAACUAUGUCACAGGCAACUCGUCUACCCCUUCACCUUCAUGUUGCUCACAACUCUCGACUGUGGUGCAGUCACAACCACGUUGUCUUUGCUCGUUGCUCAAUGGCAAUGGCCCCAACAUCGGUGUUACUAUCAAUCAAACUCUUGCGAUAAGCCUUCCUGGUGCAUGUAAAGUUCAAACACCUCCACUUAACUUAUGCAAUGCCAUUGCUAAUGGACCCGCUAGUGGACCUACAAGUUCAACAACUUCCCCCAUAGCCUCACCAACAGAGCCAUCAGUGGAAACACCUGAAGCUCCUACUGCAUCAUUUACACCAAGUGUCCCUUCAGCAUCAGGAUCUGGAUCAAAAUCAACGCCAUCAACAAAUAACAACACCUCAAAUGGAAGCAAAUUUGGAGCACCAAGUUACCUUGUGCUUUUCGUUCUUUUAUUUGUUAGGAAAUUAUAAGAAUUCUUGUGAACUUAAUAGAACUAUUCUUGGUUGUGUUGCAUUUGAUUAAGCAUAUUGCUUUUUUUGCCAUGUGUGAUUGUAGUUUCUAAUGGUUUUGUCAUUUUGAACGGAUUUGCCAUGCAAUUUCUUA
This is a messenger RNA of Lactuca sativa (garden lettuce), 764 nucleotides long. Its product is annotated as non-specific lipid transfer protein GPI-anchored 15. The record is from RefSeq and is a predicted model, not a curated record. Gene Ontology annotation, molecular function: lipid binding. Gene Ontology annotation, biological process: lipid transport. Lineage: Eukaryota; Viridiplantae; Streptophyta; Magnoliopsida; Asterales; Asteraceae.